This is a messenger RNA of Leptopilina heterotoma, 4189 nucleotides long. RefSeq names its product thioredoxin domain-containing protein 11. The transcript has 10 exons. Lineage: Eukaryota; Metazoa; Arthropoda; Insecta; Hymenoptera; Figitidae. The record is from RefSeq and is a predicted model, not a curated record. The coding region runs from base 191 to 2833 and encodes 880 amino acids.
UCUUGUGUGGAAAAAAUGUUUGAUGGUUUUGUCAUUAAAUAUUUUAUGAUUGUAGUGUUAAAUUAAAGGAACUUGGCCUAAUAUGAUUUUAAAUUGAAUUUAUUCCUGUGAUAGAAAUUUGAAUAAAAUUUGAAGCAAUGUGGUAUUAAUGAUAAAAAAAUUGGUUUUUCAUUUCGUUUUGGUUUAGUAGAUGAUGUCCGGCGAAGAGUGGGAUAAUGUUGAUGAUCCAGAUUCAACAAUUCAAGAUUCAAGAAGUAACAACGUGGCCAAAAAGUCGAAUCAAGGGUUAGCUAGCAAGAUGUUUUCGUGCGUUAAUUCUUUUUUCUUCGCCGGCAUCAUAUUUACUAUUCUAGUUGCCCUGCAAAGUUCACCUCCAAAAAUAUCAAAACCACCAAAUGCACGACCUUUUUUCAAUCAAAGUUCGAUAAUAACCGAUUUUUACAAAGGACAUUUAAAUGCAAUGAUAGAGAGGAUAAUGGAUUCGGAUUUUAGUUUUAUAAUGUACUAUGCACCCUGGGAUGCUGAAAGUCAGAAUUUAAGGGCAGAAUUUGAAACUGUAUCUAAAUAUUACCAUUCUCAGAUAUUCUUUGCUGCAAUUAAUUGCUGGCAUCCUGGAUCAGAAUGUAGAGCUCAAGUCAAUAAAAUCCAAAGUUAUCCAAUUCUAAUGCUCUAUCCAUCGAGGCAUUCAGGAAUUCCUUAUAAAGGCAUACAAACAGCUCCUUAUAUGAUAAAAUUUCUCGAUGCAGUUAUGAAGUCUAUUAUUAGAAUAACCGACAAAACACAAUUGGAUAGUCUUCUUGUCGAGAAAGAUGCUGUAGUUUUGGGCUUUUUUAAUUUUACCGGAGUGGCCAAUAGUCCAGGUUAUAAGGAAUUUUAUUUAGCCUCAUUGCGAUCGCUCGAAAGGGAUCCAAAUCAGGAAAUUAUUUACGCUGCCAUUACUAAUCCAAAAAUAGCCGAAUUAAAUUACAGUGUUGUUAAAUUUCCUCACGCAAGGCUAUUCAUGUGGAAUGAAUCUAUAAGUUAUGCUGAAACUGAUAAGUGGACGACAGAUAAUUUAUUGAUUUGGACCGGCAAGGAAACGCAUCGAGUCAAUCUUUGGCUCCAACCACCGGGGAGUAAAUCUUCAACAUUUGCUCCUUAUCUUUGGGAUGGUCCAGUACUUUUUCUCUUCACACCCAGAAAUCCUCUGCAUAAGGAAAAUUACAAUUACAAUCUCUUGAAGGAGAUGGCACUACGAUAUUAUAAUUGUAUUGAUAAUAUUGUAGCUAACAAAUUAGUCGAUGGUUUAAGGGAAAAACGACUUGAAGCCAGUGUGAGACAUCAGAGUAAAAGUAAACAGUGUUCUAAACUUUUAAAAGAGUUAAAUAAUCAAAAUACCAUUCCUACAGUUAGUGUUUCGAUUCAACAGUGGAUUAAUGACACUUGCUGCUCACAAAUAGUAAUGAACAAGUGUCUACUGUGCAGAAAAAGAGACUUUAUUGAACAAAUUGAUGAAUCCAUGUGCAGUAUUCCUUUGAAAGAAAUGAAUGAAGUGUGUCUCGAGAGGGAUGUAUUCACUGUUCCUUCUAAACUCACAAACAAUAAUGAAUACGAAUUAUGUUGCAAUAAACACAAGGAAGAAAAUAAUCCUCAAGAUGUAAUCAAUUCAAGUGUUAAUUCUGGUGAAAAUGAUCCAUACUCAGCAGUGGAGAUACAAAAAUUUUUCUACAAGGAACAAUGUCGAUUAUUGCUGAUUGGAAAUAAAUACCAUCGUCCAAUAUUUCCGAAAAACAAAGAGAAACAAAAUCUUAAUUUGACACCAUCAAUUUGUGAAAUUAAUAAAACUCUCUCAUUUGUUGCCGUCGAUAGUCUUUACUAUUUCCAUUUUGCAGAAGCACUUGGAAUCGAUAUUUCAACUCAGAAAGAUAAAACCGCAGUUGUCAUUUUAGAUCCCACGGAAGAGAGUCAUUAUGUUUUGAAAGAGGAACUUUCAAUGUAUUCAUUAACAGAAUUUAUUAACAAUUACACUGAUGGAUUUUUACAACGAACAUUACGUUCUGAUAAAAGUAGACGUUUUGCUCAUUCCUACAAGAAGAGCAUGGAGUUUAAAACUAUUGAGAAAUCAACGGUACAUAUACCUGAAUUGACAACGGAGAAUUUUUUAGAAACUGUUUUAGAUUCUAAGAAGGACGUUGUAGUGUUCUACCAUUCUCCUUAUUGCGGUUUUUGCAGCGCAAUUGCGUACACAUACUUAAGUGUAGCUAAUUAUUUAUCAAAAAUGGAUCAUCUUAUUUUUGUGAGAGUUGAUGGUGAUAAUAACGAUUUACCAUGGGAAUAUAAUAUGGAUCGUUAUCCGUCAAUACUUUUCUUUCCAGCGAAGAGAAAAGAAGAUAGCACAGUAUUUCCUUUCACUUUACCAGUGACAAUAGCGAAUCUCUUGAAUUUCGUCUUAGCCAAUUUGGACGGUGAUUCACACGUGGAAGCUUUGGUUAAUAUUUGUCAUAUUGGAUCCGGUGAAUCGCACAAGGAUUGUGUGAUUCGAAUACGUUGGCUUUGUUUAGAUAUAAUCGAUAACCUUCUCCACGAAUACCGACAAUUACGAAGACACGCUUCAUUAUCAGGAAAAAGAAUUGCCAACAAGAGACUGAUAUUGCUCAAGUUAAAUCAUAUUAAAAGUAUUCAUUUAAUUUUGGAAUCUACUGACAAUUUGGUUAAGGACAAGGAUAAAGUGAAGGUAAUUCAAAAUAAAUUUAAACACUACUAUAGAAAGCUCUCUCAAUUAAAUGGAAAUCUGAGAGAAACGAAUAAACCUCAAAUUCGAAGUAAACAACAUUUAUCGAGAGAUGAGUUGUGAUAUUUUUAUCGUAGUUGAUAAUAAUGUAAUUAAUUCCUCUUCUCAUUAACUAUUUCAACUUUUGAAGAAAAUGUACAGAAAAAAUAAUCUUAUAUAGUACUGCAGAGACUGAAGUAAAAAUAAUUUAUAUUUUGCGAGAAAUAUAAUCUCAUAAGGUGCUGAAAUGUAACGAAUGAAUUGUAUUAUAAAAGUGAGAUGUAAAUUAGAGAAUUUGUCUCUUCCGUAAGACAAAUAUAUUGUUUAAAAUAUUACAUAUAUACUGUAGGUUUAUUAAUUAAAAUGAAAAAAGUUACUGAAAAGGAGUAUUUAAAUUGAGGCCAAACUAAAGUUCCUCUAAAAAUUCAAGCCAAGAAAUAUUAUUCUAAAGUUGAUUGCGAAAUCAAGUCUUUUUUCAAUAGAAAAUUAAAGAGCUGAAUGUCUUAAGGAACGUGCCUGUAAAUCAUUAUUGUAAAUACGAUUUUUCUUCAAAGGAUUGCAAAACUUCCUUUUAGCAAUAACUCACAUAUCAAAGAAAAAUUAAUUUAACUUAUUAAUAAAGGAAAAAAUUACUUUCUAAGUUGAUUAAUUGAUAAGUUUCCGAGGCAAAUGAGAGAAAUAUUUAAAUUAAUUUUUGAUAAGAAUGUUAUUAAAAAUUAAUACGAAAUAGUAAUUAAUUAAUACAAAAUAAUAAAUAAUUAAUGCAAAAUAAUUAAUUAAUACAAAAGAGUAAUAAUUAAUACAAAAUAGUAAUUAAUUAUUAUUUACCUUAUAAAAUAUAUUAUUAUAAUGUAAAUAUAAUUAAUAGUAUUAUUUUGAAUUCAUCACUCGGUGAUAUUUUAAUUAAUUAACUGCUAGUAACCUCUAAAUCUGCUCAAGCAUUUAAAUGAGAUUUUCAUCAAAAAUACACAGCAUUUCUUGAAUGCUUUUUAAAUAAUUUUAACUUUAAGUUAAUUUAAUAAUGUUUGUAUUGUGAAAAUAUUUUUGAUUCGCUGUUGUAUUUUUAUUGUGAAUGUUUUUCAAGACAUUUUUUUCUUUGUACACGAUCAUUAUUGUGCUUAAAUAAUUAAGUAAGCAUUAAAUGAUUUGUAAGCUUAGCUGUUAAGAUAAUUUGUUUUUGUAAAUUUAUUUAUAAAAAUAUGUCAGAUUUUGAUGAUUUUGUGUGUAAAAAAGAUUUUAUGAGAUUGAACUGAAUGUUGCUAUUAAGAUCAACAAAGUGCAACAAAGUUGGAGAUUUGUUACUUAACUUGUACUUGAAAUUGAAUAAUUUAUAAAAAUGCAAUUUAGAUAAGUAUGAAAAAACUGAAUGAGUGUGCCUAUUGUGAAAAUAUGUAAAUAUUGUUAUUACGUAAUAAAAUAUAAAGAUUUUAUGUUAAUAAA